Penaeus chinensis is the source of this 1848-nucleotide messenger RNA. It is a transcript of the gene scalloped, whose product is annotated as transcriptional enhancer factor TEF-1-like. Gene Ontology annotation, cellular component: transcription regulator complex. NCBI's taxonomy places the organism in Eukaryota, Metazoa, Arthropoda, Malacostraca, Decapoda, Penaeidae. Gene Ontology annotation, biological process: hippo signaling; embryonic organ development; regulation of transcription by RNA polymerase II. Gene Ontology annotation, molecular function: RNA polymerase II cis-regulatory region sequence-specific DNA binding; DNA-binding transcription factor activity, RNA polymerase II-specific. The record is from RefSeq and is a predicted model, not a curated record.
CACGGGGAAGUACUGUCCUGGAUUUAUCUCCGACUUUUGGUGCUUUUUGGCCGUUCGUGUUGUCAGGAAAAAAUAAAGAAACAAGUGAUCUUAAUUGAGAAUCAGUGUUAACCCAAACGGACACGGACUCAGGUGUCAAGGGGGAGUGGAAAUUAUUGCUGUAUUUCGUGUAAUUUCAAGGGCUUUACAAUAACCAACAGUGUGGGAAAGAAACACUAGAAUCACAGUUCAGUGUUGGCAGGAUUCGAGAACUGCCAACACUAUCCCCGAGAGGCGUUUUUUCUCGCAGGUUCACAGUUGCGAGACCACCCAAUGCCAGGGAUUUCAGGGCCACGGAGCGACGGUGACCAGCCCUGGGGAGCGUGGUGUGGAGGCGUCAAGAUAUCAUCGGUCUGGCCUCAGGGCGGGUCGGCUCCAACCACGCCGGUCCCGCCCGUCCACCUCCCUCUCCCUCUCACCACCACACACAAGGAUAUGGAAGCCGCAACGAGCUGAUCGCCCGCUACAUCAAGCUCCGGACAGGCAAGACCCGAACCCGCAAGCAAGUUUCAUCUCACAUCCAGGUUCUCGCGAGACGCAAGCUGCGCGAGAUCCAGGCCAAGCUCAAGGAUGUACCAGGGGGCUGCACAUCAGAAGAAAAUGGCGGAAUGCUUAGACUGGACGCUGCCACAAAAGAAAAAGCACUGCAGACAAUGUCCUCCAUGUCGUCUGCGCAGAUCGUGUCCGCGUCAGUGAUGCACAACAAGGCGUCCCUUGGGUUACCUCCUCCUCCUGUGUCAUAUGCCAGUGCUUUUUGGCAAGGAGGUCUUCAGGCUGGAACAAGUCAAGAUGUCAAGCCUUUUGCUCAGUCCGCCUUUGGCAUGGGCAGCGAAACAAAGCCUGGAACAGGAGGCAUGAGCGGCCUCCUACAGCCAGCCGCGGCACCCUCUGUCACAGUGCCACCGUGGGAGGGAAGAUCCAUCGCCACCCAGAAGCUGCGACUUGUUGAGUUUAGUGCUUUCAUGGAGUCCCAGAGAGAUCCAGACACAUAUCAGAAGCAUCUGUUUGUUCACAUAGGUGGACCCACGACAUAUGCAGAUCCAAUAUUAGAGGCGGUUGACAUUCGACAGAUUUAUGAUAAAUUCCCAGAGAAGAAAGGCGGCCUAAAGGAACUCUACGACAAGGGCCCACAGAAUGCCUUCUUCCUUGUCAAGUUCUGGGCUGAUCUUAACGUCAAUAUUCAGGACGAGUCUGGAACCUUCUAUGGCGUCACAAGCCAGUAUGAGAGUCCUGAGAAUAUGACAAUCACUUGCUCCACGAAAGUGUGCUCGUUUGGCAAGCAGGUGGUCGAGAAAGUGGAGACCGAAUACGCCCGCUUCGAGAAUGGCCGCUUUGUGUAUCGCAUCCACCGCUCUCCAAUGUGCGAGUACAUGAUCAAUUUCAUCCACAAACUGAAACACCUUCCGGAGAAAUAUAUGAUGAACAGUGUCUUGGAGAACUUCACCAUUUUACAGGUGGUAACCAACCGCGACACGCAAGAGACACUACUGUGUGUAGCAUAUGUGUUUGAAGUUUCUACGUCUGAGCAUGGUGCGCAACAUCACAUUUAUCGUCUGGUGAAAGACUAACAACACGCCCCAGUGCAGCUCAUUCUAGCGUCAUGUCAGACGUUGAGCUGGCAUCUUGUUUAGCACCAUGUUCCGCAUUGCAGGAAAUGCCUUGUGAAGGAUUACAGUUGUGCCCCUAUGUAAAUUAUCUGCCUGUCUGUUGCAGUGCUGACCUCUUGCCUAUAAGUGCUCGAAUUUAAUACUUGAAAAAAACAAAAAACAAAAAUAAUUUCAUCCAGGCUCCAAGCAUAAAGCCAAAACA